AUGAAUUUCCCGACCGACGUUUUUCUCUCGGACAAAUCGAAGUUUUCUCGACCCACAAUAUGUCGCCCUAGUUUUUCCACAUCAAUUCUCCUCUCAAAAUUCCCUAAAUUUCUUCCCCCGGCAAGAGAAACUCCAGCAGCAAAUCUCCAGUGGAAGAAGACCAUUAGCCAAGCAGAAACCGGCGAUCGAAGCACCAAUUACCAACGAGGCGAGUCGGACCCGAGCGACCAAGACCAGCCCUUGUACCUGGCUGAAGCAGAUCUCCUCGGCAAAGCAGACCGUCGGCGAUCGAGAGCAGACCAAUCACGGCUGAGACGAGCGUACAAGGUUUCUGAGUGCACUCUGGAGCAAGCAGCCUUCCAGCAUCGAGCUUUGGCCGAAGAACCGCCGGGGCCGAGUUAUCCCGGCCAGAUUCACCUUUCCAUUGGUGCUUAUAUAGCUUGUGCGGGCCUACUGACUUUGGUGUACGGCCGCACGAUCCACGAACAAAUACUCAAGCACGGGAAAUGCAGCCAUGGAUUUGCUGUGAAAAUGAGAUUUGAACUCGAUCCCAGACCUGCAAAUCGUGCUUACUUCUCUGGAUGA
Molecule: messenger RNA, 585 nt
Organism: Striga asiatica
Lineage: Eukaryota; Viridiplantae; Streptophyta; Magnoliopsida; Lamiales; Orobanchaceae
Source: the annotation of a GenBank genome assembly